UCCACUCAGUCCUUGUGUUGUCAGGUGUUUGUUCAGGAACGAACUAGUUCUACUAUCUGCUAAAAUGGCACCAAAGAAGGACCCUAAGGCUCCCGCCAAGGCCCCCGCAAAGGCCGCAGAACCUGCACCAGCACCCGAGCCAGCACCUGCACCUGCCGCAGCUCCCGCUGUCGACCUGUCCGCCGUGAAGAUUGAAUUCAGCGCAGACCAGAUUGAUGACUACAGGGAGGCCUUCGGUCUGUUCGACAGAGUAGGUGACAACAAGGUGUCUUACAGCCAGAUCGCUGACAUCAUGCGCGCUCUGGGACAGAACCCCACCAACAAAGAGGUCGGCAAACUGCUUGGAAACCCCAGCGCUGAGGACAUGACCAGCAAGAGAGUGGACUUCGAGGGUUUCUUGCCCAUGCUCCAGUCCAUCAUCAACAGCCCAAACAAGGCCCAAUUUGAGGACUACGUUGAGGGUCUGCGCGUCUUUGACAAGGAGGGCAACGGCACAGUGAUGGGCGCUGAGCUUCGUAUCGUUCUGUCAACACUGGGAGAGAAGAUGACUGAGACUGAGAUUGAUUCUCUCAUGGCCGGACAGGAGGAUGAGAACGGCUGUAUCAACUAUGAGGCCUUUGUCAAGCACAUCAUGUCUGUGUAAGGACCCCGUCACUGCAGUGGUGAGCAUCGUAUAUGUGCAGACCCCAUGGUGUCGCGACAUCCACUCACUGUUUCCUGUACCACCUGAGGAAGCAGGGGGAACAAAGGACUAUGAGAUGUCAUUUCCUGAACCCUUAUUUUGUUGUGUUCUACACAUUUUUUUGUUUUCCAACUGGUGCUUUUUUUCCCCCUCCUCCUCCUACUGCGAGAAGUCCCAUCGUCUCUUUGUUGUUGUUUUUUUAAACAUCACUGGUAUUCAGAGCGGACCAGUGAUGGAGGGGAAGGUAGGAUCAUGAUGACCAUCCCUCCCCGGUCAUUUCCUGUCUGGCUGGCUCUCUUUCUGACAGCCAAGUGUCUGAUUUGGCUCAGGACUGGCCAUCAAGAUGUAUCCACUCCUAAACCAAACCCAUCCCUAGGUCUUAACUUAUUGUUUCCUCUGCCAUUUCACAAUAAAUUUUGACAAACUCCCA
Molecule: messenger RNA, 1112 nt
Organism: Labrus bergylta (ballan wrasse)
Lineage: Eukaryota; Metazoa; Chordata; Actinopteri; Labriformes; Labridae
Gene: myl1
Product: myosin, light chain 1, alkali; skeletal, fast
Cellular component (GO): myosin II complex; contractile muscle fiber
Molecular function (GO): calcium ion binding
Source: RefSeq, a predicted model, not a curated record